This is a messenger RNA of Salpingoeca rosetta, 829 nucleotides long. RefSeq lists its product as uncharacterized. The record is from RefSeq and is a predicted model, not a curated record. Lineage: Eukaryota; Choanoflagellata; Craspedida; Salpingoecidae. Gene Ontology annotation, cellular component: cytosol. Bases 151 to 444 code for a protein of 97 amino acids. The transcript has 4 exons. Gene Ontology annotation, molecular function: cysteine-type endopeptidase inhibitor activity.
CGCCGCUGUCGACGAUCGAGCCAGUGGCAGUGUUUAUGUCUUGGACUUGUGAUCACACCUGUGGCUUAUUUUGCACAUCCAGUCAUCCGCUACGUUUGUCGCUUCUUCCUCCCCUUCAACUUCAACUCCACUUCAAGACCCAGAACAACAAUGUCGACCAUGGUUGGUGGUGUUGGCCAGGCCCGUCCCGUCGAUGACGAGCUCCGCAGCGUCGUGUCCCAGGUGCGCGGUGACAUUGAGGCCAAGGCUGGCAAGCAGUUUGAGACCUUUGAGCCUGUCUCCUACGCCACUCAGGUUGUUGCUGGCACCCACUUUUUCAUCAAGGUGAACGUUGGCGACUCGCACCUGCACGCCAAGGUGUUCCGCUCCCUGCCCCCUGUCAGCUUUGAGGUCAAGGAGGUGCAGCUUGGCAAGACCGCCGAGGACCCUGUCAACUCCUUCUAAAGGCCUCCACGUGCUGCUGGCUGCUGCGUGGUUGAGACGUGCCUCUGUUGUGUGUGUGUGUGUGUGUGCCUGUGUUGUGUAUGCAUGUGUGGCUGUAUGUGUGGCUGUCUGUAUGUGUGGCUGUGUGUAUGUGUGGCUGUAUGUGUGGCUGUAUGCGCCUUGCUACCGUGCUGCGACCGUACUUCACAGACACACACGCACCCGUCCUUCCACACUGCUUGCUUUCCUUCCUUGUUAACCAACACCCCACCCAAUCGAAUGAACGGCAACCAGUGCACGCAAGCUUGCGCUCAUGUACGUGUGUAUGUGGUGUCGUUGCGAGACGAGUACAUGAACCGGUGUUUAAUUGGUGACGGGAAACAACAAAUGAACGAACGAACAGACA